Molecule: messenger RNA, 4601 nt
Organism: Pongo pygmaeus (Bornean orangutan)
Lineage: Eukaryota; Metazoa; Chordata; Mammalia; Primates; Hominidae
Gene: ALDH1A2
Product: aldehyde dehydrogenase 1 family member A2
Exons: 13
Coding region: 1230-2786 (518 amino acids)
Molecular function (GO): oxidoreductase activity, acting on the aldehyde or oxo group of donors, NAD or NADP as acceptor
Source: RefSeq, a predicted model, not a curated record
CAAAGCCCAUUCUGAGGCAGGGUCUCUAGGUUCUUGGUUUACACCUGCAGGCUGACCCACAAACUAGAGGGCAGCUUGUUGGACUUUGGAAACACUUAAAUUAGGGGGGAGAUGGAAGCUCAAUCCCAAAGGGACAGUAAGAUGAGCCUAAGGUCUGGCGGGACGAUAGCUCUUAGCGUGUAAGGAACAACAGAAAAAACAAAAUAGUGUUUCUGUCGGUGUGCUGGGUGAGGAGGGGAAACAGCCGGAAGAGGAGAUCCGAGAAGAACUGAAGGAGCCCACGAAGCACGCAGCUCCUCGGAGGAGCCGGGGAUGAUCACGGCCCAUAUCCUCCCGCCACAGCGCAAGCCGCCCGGGCGGUCCCGGCCGGCAGAGGGCAGCAACUGGGCGGGCGACGCCUGGCAAGGGCCGCCCCGCGCUGACCCGCUCGCAGGGAUCCUCAUUCUGAGCGCGGGGCGAGGGGGACUCGCACCCACCGCCACCUCUCCCUGACCCUCUGGCCACCACGCACCUCGGCCCGGCUGAGGGGAGUCGGGGGGUCGGGGGAGGGGGCGUAGCUGCCGAGAGCCUGGCGCCCCUGCCCGGAGGAGGAGAACGGAGGACGCCCUCCCGGGUCUCCGGAAAAGAAGGGGGACGGGGUUCGGUGGGCCCUGGGACGGGGAUGGGAGGGAACGUGGGCGACCUGGGAGCCGCCCUCCGCAGCCUGGACUUUCCUGGCCUCUUUCCACUCCGAAGCACGACCGGGCCGCUCCGGUCUCCGCCAGCCCCUGCCAGCUCCGCUUCCGGGGGCCACGACCCCCGCUCGACUUCGGCCGCAGUGCGCCUCCCGCCGACUCUGACCCAGUGACCGGGAGACCAAGUCCGGCUGGCCGAGGCCCGCGGGCCGCGGCGCAAGUUCACGCUCCCGCCGUCGAGGACUGUAGAGGCAGCGUGGGCGUGGGCUGGUCCCCGCGGCCGGGGGGCGGGAGCGUCGGGCGGAAGCGUCGGGCGGACUUGACCGUGGGCGCCAAGCGUCCAGGCCGCGGGGCGCGGGCUUUAUGUAAAUGGAGGCUGCGCCGGGCGUCCUAGGUAGGAUGGACCAGCCCCCCGCGCCUCGGCCCUCACGUCCAAUAAGAAGAGCCCCAGCUUGACACCUGCCUAUAUACAGGCGAGCGCGCCCCCGGGCCGCGGACCGCGCGCACAGCCCGCACUGCCCCACGCCGCGGGCUAGGGACACCCGGCCCGACACCAUGACUUCCAGCAAGAUAGAGAUGCCCGGAGAGGUGAAGGCCGACCCCGCCGCCCUCAUGGCGUCCUUGCACCUCCUGCCGUCGCCCACGCCCAACCUCGAAAUCAAGUACACCAAGAUCUUUAUAAACAACGAGUGGCAGAACUCAGAGAGUGGGAGAGUGUUCCCUGUCUAUAAUCCAGCCACAGGAGAACAGGUGUGUGAAGUUGAAGAAGCAGACAAGGCAGAUAUAGACAAAGCAGUGCAGGCAGCCCGCCUGGCUUUCUCUCUUGGUUCAGUGUGGAGAAGGAUGGAUGCUUCAGAAAGAGGACGUCUGUUGGAUAAGCUUGCAGACUUGGUGGAACGGGACAGGGCAGUUCUUGCAACCAUGGAAUCCCUAAAUGGUGGCAAACCAUUCCUGCAAGCUUUUUAUGUGGAUUUGCAGGGCGUCAUCAAAACCCUUCGAUAUUACGCAGGCUGGGCUGAUAAAAUUCAUGGGAUGACCAUUCCUGUAGAUGGAGACUAUUUUACCUUUACAAGACAUGAACCCAUUGGAGUGUGUGGACAGAUCAUCCCAUGGAACUUCCCCCUGCUGAUGUUUGCCUGGAAAAUUGCUCCAGCUUUGUGCUGUGGCAAUACAGUAGUUAUUAAGCCAGCAGAGCAAACACCACUCAGUGCACUCUACAUGGGAGCCCUCAUCAAGGAGGCUGGCUUUCCUCCCGGGGUCAUCAAUAUUUUGCCAGGAUAUGGGCCAACGGCUGGGGCAGCAAUAGCUUCUCACAUUGGCAUAGACAAGAUUGCAUUCACAGGGUCUACUGAGGUUGGAAAGCUUAUCCAAGAAGCAGCUGGAAGAAGUAAUUUGAAGAGAGUAACUCUGGAACUUGGAGGCAAAAGUCCUAAUAUUAUUUUUGCUGAUGCUGAUUUGGACUAUGCUGUGGAGCAGGCCCACCAGGGUGUGUUCUUCAAUCAAGGUCAGUGCUGCACUGCAGGCUCUCGCAUCUUCGUGGAGGAGUCCAUCUAUGAGGAGUUUGUGAGAAGAAGUGUGGAGCGGGCCAAGAGGCGCAUAGUGGGGAGUCCCUUUGACCCCACCACUGAGCAGGGUCCCCAGAUUGAUAAGAAACAGUACAACAAGAUCUUGGAACUCAUCCAGAGUGGUGUGGCUGAGGGUGCCAAGCUGGAAUGUGGAGGCAAAGGACUGGGCCGAAAGGGGUUUUUCAUUGAGCCCACAGUGUUUUCCAACGUCACUGAUGAUAUGCGGAUUGCCAAGGAGGAGAUCUUUGGCCCUGUUCAGGAAAUUUUGAGAUUUAAGACGAUGGAUGAAGUUAUCGAAAGAGCCAAUAACUCAGACUUUGGACUCGUAGCAGCUGUCUUUACUAAUGACAUCAACAAGGCCCUCACAGUGUCUUCUGCAAUGCAAGCUGGGACUGUUUGGAUCAAUUGUUACAAUGCCUUAAAUGCCCAGAGCCCCUUUGGGGGAUUCAAGAUGUCUGGAAAUGGGAGAGAAAUGGGAGAAUUCGGCUUGCGGGAGUACUCAGAAGUUAAGACUGUGACAGUAAAGAUCCCCCAGAAGAACUCCUAAGAAGGCCAAGAAGGAAGAUGAAGCCCAGCCUGCACAUCUGUCCCUCUCUGCUUUCUCUGUAGGGCCCAGCUCUCAGGUAUACAAAGUUGAGCCACGGUCCUUAUUUAAAGAUUGAAAAGAUAACAUGUAGGCCAGGCAGGUCACUGCACAACUAAAGCAAACCAGCUGGGUACAGUUUCUUGGCACUCUGUAAGGGGCCACCUUAAUCAUACCAAAUAUCGGGGAAAGUGGGAUAAAGGGAAGAGGAGGAGCUAGCAGACACAUCCAGUAUCUCUUUCUGGAGCACAGGAUGAAAUAAGGGAGCUGUAUUAUUUCAUGCCUUUGUCACAGAACUUUCCUCUUAAGGAAAGGUGACCUUUCUACUGUCUUCAUUUUCCUCCUUCCAGGCCCUCCUCGCUCACCCACCCCUCCCUCUCUUCCAAAGAGAUCUCAGCUGAGCUCAUUUUGGGGCAGAUGUUUGGGCCGGGAACAAUUUUCCAAGGUUUUAAAGCCAAAUUACCAUUUCAUGUUAUCCAUUUCUUCAAAGCAAAACAUGAAAUGGUUUUAGCUAGAGUCAGACCAGAAUGAAAAUGCCGGGAGCUGGUACACUACAGAUGUAAUAAGAACCUGGGAUAUUCCUGACCCAAUCUGGUUUUCUUUUACCCAUAAAUAACAUGAAUGAAAAAAGAUUGGGACAAUAGAGACUGGAAGUCAUCACGUGCAGAUCGCAGCUUCUGAGCUUGCUGCAGUUUUGGGGUGUGUGUGUGUGUGUGUGUAGUGGAUUCCUUCCUUCUCAGUUAUUCUGGAAUAAGGCAAGGAGUGGGUUGUUUUUCAUAGCUAGAUAAGAUCUUUUCCAAAGUUUUUCUUAGAACCAACCAAAAAACAAUCCGAGUAGACCCAAGAAUUUGAUAAAGCUGGAUGCCUUGCAGACUUCAUUCAGCUUCUAAUAUUGGGCAACAAUUAUUAUUAAAUGAAUUAUUUCUGUAGUUGGAAUCUGUACCUUCUGAACCUCUACACCAAUACCUGCUAUUCCAGUGCUGCACGUGUGAUUUUGGUCUAUCAUACUGUACCCCUACAUCUAUCAUAAUGUGCCCUACAUCUAUUGGCAGUGACCUUGGAAAAUCUGGCCAAGCCUAGGGGUUUCCUUUUCCAUUUGCCGAGUUCCAUUGUGCCACGACUGCCGUGCUCCACUGAGCUCCUCUGUCACACCCAGUGGCUCAUCCACAUACCAUUCUUGCCCCUCACUGAGCAGGCCAUGGCCUACAGCUUGGGGGGAGUAAAGCAGGUCCGCCUCCCUUUCUUCCCAACCACAUACUCCUCUUGUGCUUUCCAGUGACUCCACCAGUUUAAUGUGGGAAGUGUUAGCUUCCUUUCCUUCUUCCAUCCCUUCUUCCAUCUUUCCAGCUGUCAAAUCCAAUCCAGUCGCUAACCUAGAUGCAGAUCAUUUAUUUAAAAGUACCAAACAUAACCCAGAGUAUGUGGAACAUGGGCAACAUAUAUAUAGCCUUCUGUAUUUAACGAUUUUCUGCUUCUUAACCGUACCACUUUUCUAUUUAUAACUCUUAUCUAUCCAUGAUGUUUUAAAGUCUCCACUUGCUGUUAUUUACAAACGACAGUGCAUUCAGCAGCCCAAUGCUGCGAGCCCUGACAGAUGCCGUAUUUCUGAUUGCUUCCAUGUGAAUGCUGCCCUCCUGUAGCAUGUGUCCAAGUGGACAUAGCCACUAACCAACUAGUUACCUUUGGACUGCAACAUAAACUGUGAAAAUGAAGAUUUAUUUCUUUUAAUUUACUUAAAAAGAAACCUCUGUGCUAGCAAUAAAGCAUUUAUAUUGUGUA